GAGUACUACUCUAUCAAUAACGGUCCAACAACAAAACUGUAAAAAUGGCGACACCCACGUUGUUUCAUCAUCAUCAUAUUCAUCAGCUCCAACUUAACAAAUACAUACAUCUCAAAUCUCCCACAAAAAAAAAAAAAAAAAACUCCAAUCUUGAUCAAUGCCCAAAUAAUACUUCCAUUACUCCAUGACUUCACACUUCUAUGUUUCAUUCAACUAAACUUCAAGAUUUUCAUAAUUAUGAACACCCUUUUCAUCAACUAGUCUCGCUUAUCCUUUUGUAUUAGUAGUCGCAGUUUUACGCUUUAGUUUUUUGUCCUUUGAUUUGUGCUACUGUCUGUUUUUUCUUAUACUUCGAUUGUCUUAUUUAUCUGUGUCAGUUAGUGCUCUUUUUUUCAGACUGUUUACAUGCCCAAAUAAUACUUCCAUUACUACAUGACUUUAUACUUGUAUGUUCAUUCAACUAAACUUCAAGAUUUUCAUAAUUAUGAACACCCUUUUCAUCAAACUUUCAUUUUAUCAUCUUUUUUCAUUUAUUUUCAUCAAAUCUGUAUAUGGUUUUGGUUCAAUGGGACCUAUUUCAGCUGCUUUUGGUAAAAAUGGUUUCUUUUGUGCUAUUGAUGCUAGUGGCAAACAAGAUGUAAUUUGUUGGGGUAAUAAAACUAAUAAUAAUCCUUCAAAUAAUUUACCAAAUUACCCUACUGAUGUUCCACCAAUGGCAGCUUUAUCUGGUGGUGAUGGUUUUCUUUGUGGCAUUUUAUCAAACACUUCACAAGCAUUUUGUUGGGAUUCAAAUGGAUCAAGGUCUGAUCUUGUUCCUGUUGUGUAUAAACAAUAUGCUUAUUCUCAUAUAGCUGCUGGUAAAAAUCAUGUUUGUGCUAUUAGAGGACCUUAUUAUUCGGAAAAUGAUUGGGGUAGUGUUGAUUGUUGGGAUAUUAUACGAAAAACGAAUGGUAAUAAUGGUAACUUAAUGUCAAGGGAAAGUUCAUUGUUUUAUAAUCAGUAUAGUAAUUCAGCAGUUUUUAAAAAGAUUGUUUCUGGUGAUGGAUUUACUUGUGGGGGUGUUAAAGAUGGAGGGAUACUUUGUUGGGGUCCAAGUUCUAGUAAUCUUGGAAUUUUGGGUUUAUCUGAAAAUAUUCAUGCUUUAACAGCUGGUAUUGAUUCAGUUUGCGGGGUUUUAGAAGAGAGUAGUGAGGUGAAAUGUUGGGGGGCGAAUUCAUCGUUUGGUAUCCCUCCGGUAGGGGUGCCAUUCGUGUCGUUAGCAGCUGGUGUUGAGCAUUUUUGUGGGAUAAGACAAGAUAAUCAUGGCAUUAUGUGUUGGGGAAAUUAUAAUUCAUCUUUGAUCCCAAAAGGAUCGGGGUUCUUGGCGAUCGCUUCGUCUGAUUUUAUUACUUGUGGUAUUAGAGAAGGUGAUUUGGUUCUUGAUUGUUGGUACACGAAUGUUUCAUCACAAGUAGAUUAUGAUCCGCCUUUGCAGCUUUGUAGUCCGGGAUUAUGUACUCCUAAUUCAUGUGGUGAAGGAAAAUUCUCGUUCAACGCGAGUCUAUUGAACGAGCCUGAUUUGAUAAAUUUGUGUGUUAGGAAAGAUCUAAAGAUUUGUUCACCUUGUGGGGUGAAUUGUUCUGAAGGAUUUUUUCCUUCUAGUUCUUGUACGGAAAAUGCAGAUAGGGUUUGUACUCCUUGCUCUCUCUGCCAGAAUAGUUCUUGUUCCGAUGUUUGCAAGCUCCAAAUAUCGGCGGAAAUGAAGCAGCAUCAGCAUCAGCGUCAAUUACGUCAACUACUCAUCAUAAUUGGGUCUUCCGCUUUAGGGUUCUUGUUAUGUUUAGCGGGGUUAUGUUUGUUAAUCCGCAUGAUAUCCAGCAAAAGUACUAAAGAAGGCGGAAAGAACCAAUUCGCCUCAUGUAUUCGCAAGCCCGAAAAGGAAACUGAUCCAAAUACGGACCCUCAUCCAACCGUGUCCGUAGCACCAUGUCCUGGAGAAGCUCAAGUUUUCCGGCUUUCUGAGCUGAAAGACGCCACUAAUGGGUUCAAGGAGUUCAACGAGCUAGGUAGGGGAAGUUACGGAUUUGUUUAUAAAGCUGUGCUUCCGGAUGGGAGGCAAGUAGCGGUAAAGAGAGCCAAUGCUGCUACGAUUAUUCACACCAAUAGUCGGGAAUUUGAAAUGGAGCUAGAGAUCCUCUGCAGUGUUCGACAUAGCAAUAUCGUUAAUUUGUUAGGUUAUUGUGCGGAAAUGGGGGAAAGGAUUCUUGUUUAUGAAUUAAUGCCCCAUGGAACCCUAAAUGAUCACCUACAUGGCGGUCUUUCUCCAAUGAGCUGGAACCUUAGGUUGAAAAUCGCAAUGCAAGCUGCUAAAGGGCUCGAGUAUCUUCACAAGGAAGUUUCUCCGCCUAUUGUUCACCGUGAUGUGAAGAGUUCGAACAUUCUCUUGGAUGCUGAUUGGGGAGCUCGAAUUGCAGAUUUUGGAUUGAUGGAGAAGGACCUUAAUGGAGACGUGCAAACAGAUGUCUAUAACUUCGGGAUCGUGCUGCUGGAAAUUCUUAGUGGGAGAAAAGCUUAUGACCGUGAUUGUACGCCUCCGAAUAUUGUUGACUGGGCCCUACCUCUGAUCAGACAAGGGAAAGCAGCUGUGAUCAUAGAUCGUUACGUUGCUCUUCCGAGAAAUGUUGAACCUCUGCUUAAACUUGCUGAAAUUGCAGAACAGGCAUUGCGGGAAAAUCCUGCUGAGCAACCUGAUAUGUCACAGGUGGCACUUCAGUUAGAGCAGCUAGUGAAGGAUGUAAUGAUCUCAUAGCCUUCUUUUCGGAGUCUUACAUUAUUUUUGGUGGAUUGAAACAAAAUCAGAGGAUAGCAUAUUGGUGAGUAACGAACGCUCUUCUGCAAUUGUACAUUUCUACGAGCUGCUUGUAAAUUUUUGUGCUUAUAUUUUUUGUUUGCCACAUUCUUGGACAACUUUCAACAAUAAGUUUUUUAACUUUUUUUCUUAUAGCAAUAAAAGAUGUUGUGAUGCUUCAAA
This is a messenger RNA of Lycium ferocissimum, 3010 nucleotides long. Its product is annotated as serine/threonine-protein kinase-like protein CCR1. The transcript has a single exon. NCBI's taxonomy places the organism in Eukaryota, Viridiplantae, Streptophyta, Magnoliopsida, Solanales, Solanaceae. Bases 449 to 2788 code for a protein of 779 amino acids. Gene Ontology annotation, biological process: protein phosphorylation. Gene Ontology annotation, molecular function: ATP binding; protein kinase activity; protein binding. The record is from RefSeq and is a predicted model, not a curated record.